AGGGAGGGGGGGGAGCAUAGAAAAAGAAGCUAAUUUCUCCCAGUUUUUAAGCGUAUUAAAGAUGGAUUUGGAUUCUAUGAAAUAUGGGGAGCUACGUGGUCUAGCAAAACAUCUGGGUCUAAAGGCUAAUAUGAAGGCUGACAGAUUGUUGGAAGCCAUUAAAAAGCAUUUUGACCAACAAAGGAGUACUGAGGAAGAUAAGGUAGAAGAGACGAAGGCUGAUGGCACCGCUGAGGUGAAGGCAGACGAAUCCAAGGAGGUGGUUUGCAUGGCUUCAGACAAGAGCAGCCAAAUGCAGAGGGACAAGGAUGAAGCAGUAGGUCGUCAAGCAGUGAGCACAGAGCAACGAACUAACCUGAAGUUUCUGGUCCGGUUGGGGAAAAGUCCGUCCGAAGCACUGGGAUUGCUGCAGCAAGUGUACGGAGAUGAAACCAUGUCGCGCUCGCGUGUUUUCGAGUGGUGCAAGAGGUUCAAAGAGGGACGCGAGGACGUGGAAGACGACCCCAGGAGCGGAAGGCCUUCGACGAGCAGGACUGAGGCCAACAUCGAGCGCGUCAGACAGAUGCUGCGUGGCGAUCGUAGGUUGACAGUGCGGUUGAUCGCAAAUGAGCUGGGCAUGAACAGGGACAACGUCUGGAAGAUUAUCACUGAAGAUUUGGGCAUGCAGAAAGUCUGACACUUCCCGACUGAAUGAGAAGGAGUGAAUGAUUCCUUACGGAUGUAGUUGCCUUUCCCUUGCACUCCCUAAUCACUAUAUAGGCAUUUUUUUAGUGGACUUUGGUGAACUGUACUGAUGAAAAAUGUCAGGGAAAGCCUACCAGAACAUCUAAACUUUAUUUGGGAUUAAUCAGCGGCACUUUCAAUGUUGACAGGUGUGUGCUGACUCCCAUUGAACAUAAGUUUGAAUGUGUUCAUUCUGAGCAGAGCUGGCGUUAUAACCCCAGUUAUAAUAGGGUGUUCACACUUUUGCAACUGCACUAUCUCAGUUGCUUGUUUUUACUUCCCCCUCAAAAAUAUUUCAUUACAAUUUUUCAAUCAAGUUGUACAUGCAAAUAGCUUACAAAGGUGGCAAAAGUUUUGAAAUGAUUAAUCUUGGUCUAUUUUUUUUAUUUCACAAAAGAGAUGUUUUAUAUGGAAUGUUCAUUGCAUGUGCAAAAACUUUUUGUUUUGUUUUUUACUCUGUGGAUUAUUUCUGAUCGUUUUUUUUUCUAUUGUGGAAGUUGUUCAUCAGUAAUAACUGGUGAGAUAAGUUGUUGCAUUAAUCAUAAGCAUUGUGCUCGUGCAAGAUGUGACUUUUUUGCAAGAUGUGUUUUUUGUUGACUGGAUUAUUUCUACUUUGUUUCUACUGUGCAAGGUGGCAGUUAUCGUUUAAACUCAAAUGCGGUUUCACUUGGUUUUCGCAGUGCAGGGCGCAGACACGAGCUUGCCCAUAGUUAUGCUGGUUGCUAGGCGACCGAACCGGAAGUAUCAUGGUACCUUUUCUUGCAUUUUUUUUUUGGGGGGGGGGGGAGACAAGCGUAAUACAAAUGAAAUGUGUGGUUAUGUUAUAUGUUAUGUUUAAGAUAACAUUUACAUCGUUAAAAAUGCUAAAAUCACGCGUUUCUUCCACCUCAACGAACAUAUCAUUAUUGAGGAAACCAAAUUACACUUUUCCAAUGGCGAGUGAAGUCAGUCAAUAUUAUCAAUAACAAAUCGGGAUACAU
Molecule: messenger RNA, 1703 nt
Organism: Phycodurus eques (leafy seadragon)
Lineage: Eukaryota; Metazoa; Chordata; Actinopteri; Syngnathiformes; Syngnathidae
Product: protein GVQW3-like
Exons: 4
Coding region: 62-676 (204 amino acids)
Source: RefSeq, a predicted model, not a curated record